ACCAUCACUGCCAGCCCUACAACUCGCUACUUCGCCUGUCUAACUACUCAUCGAACGAGAAGCAUGCUCCCUCGACACAAAGACCCUAAUCGACGUGGCUGGGCGAAGCGUGGGGGAAAGCCUGUCACAGGACGGCAGCGUCGACCCCUGACAGAAGACGAAGUGAGCAAACUGUCAGAGCUCAUGGAGAAAAGUUACCACUGGAAGCCUCGAGCUUUCCAAGUUGAAGGUGUUCGUGCACAGCUUGAGGGAGUCGACACGAUCAUACAGGCUGCGACAGGAUCAGGGAAGACUGCCAUAGCCGCGGGUGCGCACCUCUGGCCCGAUGGGCAACCGAAGGUUACCAUUAUGGUGUCACCGCUUCUCGCUCUGGAGGACGAGAUGGUGACAACGUUCAAAGACCAAUUCGGUCUCAAUGCUGUAGCUGUCAGUAGCCAACACGGAUCCUGCUCGCCUGCUGUGGUGAAGGACAUCCUUGCUAUGAAGUACCAAAUUAUCCUCGCAUCGCCGGAGAUGUUGCAGUCACGUACCUUCAUCAACCGUAUCCUCCGGAACUCGAAGUUCACACGCAACAUUAUCUCGCUUGUCGUCGAUGAAGCGCACUGUGUGUCCCAUUGGGGAGCUGAUUUUCGGAAGAAGUACGCGUCACUGGGUGUCAUCCGUGCAUUCUUGCCACGCAGAACACCUGUCAUCGCUGUCACUGCAACCCUUACUGGACGUGUCCGCAGAGACAUUCAAAGUAAGCUCCACUUCCCAAAAGGAGGUAGUCGCUUCAUCAACAUGGGCAAUGAUCGCUCGAACGUUGCCCUCGUUGUCCGUGCUGCCGAACACCCUCUGAACACCUACCGGGACCUUGAAUUCGUCAUCCCGCAGUCAGCCAAACAAGCAACUGAUGUACCGAAAACAUGGAUCUACGUGGACAACAUCAAUACGGGCACGGAGAUUAUCGACUACCUCGUCAAGGAGGUCCGGAGCCAUACGUCCGCAGACCCCGACACCACCUUGUCAGCAGAUAUCAUCCGGCCGUUCAAUGCGACACUCUCACCUGAAUACCGCACAGCCGCAAUGGCCGCAUUCCGUGAGGGUUCCAUUCGGAUUAUGAUCUGCACCGAGGCUGCAGGCAUGGGCUGCGACAUCCCCGACAUUGACGUUGUCGUGCAGUGGAAGCUCCCGGUAACAUUCUCAAAUUUUGUCCAGCGUGCAGGUCGCGCUGCAAGGGGGCGAGGGCGGGACGGCCUCGCCGUCCUGAUUGUCGAGCGCACUGCCUACUCUGCAGACCUAUUAGCGUCGCAGAGUACUGACGAGUCAGCGGUCAACAAUGCAAACAAGAAGGGAAAGACCUCGGCGGUACGCGGACGCAAGCGCAAAACUGGCCCACAAGUCAAAGCCGGCAAGGAUUACGCGGACUUGCACGGUGUGAACCGAGGUGGCUCGUCUAGGAAGGACGCACCCCCACAAGGCAAACAGCCUCCGCUCGAUCCCGAGUCUCUUGACGAAGGCCUGCACACGUUUGUGCAGAGUACCCACUGCAGACGGCGUGUCUGGGCCGAGGUUUUCGAGAGCCCGUACAAAGCUGCCUCGGGUCCUUGCUGCGACAUAUGCAACACGACUUUAUUCAAUCGCACACGUCCGACUGCCACGACGAAGGCUGCAAAGGCUGGAAGAAUGCCUCGAGGCCUGCCCGAUGUCAAGACACAGCUCAGCCUGUACGAAUGGCGAGACAGCGUCUUCACUCGCGACCAUGCGAAGGCACAGUACGACUCGACGGCCAUUUUGGACGAUGCAACAGUUGAACGGCUGGCAUCCGCGGGCUCUCUGCCGCGCGAGAGCCUCACGGCGAUCCUCAAGUCGACCUGGAUCUGGUGGGACAAGUACGGGACGGAGCUAAUGUCUCACAUGGAGUCGCUCGACGUUGUGUUCACGCCGCCGCCGAAGAAGUCCAAGGCAGGGCAGGCGACAACAUCGCUAUCCUCACCUGCAGCGACGAUGCCGCCAGCCACACGAUCUACAUGCGCAGGAAACACGUCAACAGACGACUCCGCCGUCCAUGCAGUCGAGCCCCAGCUUGCGUCCGUAGCGAGUGGCUCGACCUCUACGCCCUCAUCUGCGCAGAAGCGCGCUUCUGGUGACGACCUCGACGCGCCAUCUGCAGACACCACGCAUUCAGACGGCAGCAGGAUCGCGCCACGACCGACCAAGCGGAUGCGUAAGACGACUGCCCCAACUGCGUCGACCGCAUCGCCGGCAGUCCCAGUCGAGACCUCCAGCUCUCCUCCUCUCGCGCUCGGCGAUCAUCACGCACCUACGGGCCCUCCAUGUACCUCCACUACUACCACACCAUCCACAUCGGGUCAGGUAACGAUCGUCGACCGCGAGGUCUCUGUUCAGCACGACCGCGCUCAACCGGCGGUAGGACGCGCGGGUGACUUGGACGGCCGUCGCUUUGUGGGAGCCUCGGGACACAGUGCUGACAUGACGGGGUCUCAAUCGUACGACUCCUUCUGGGUUCCUUCAACUGGAUGUCCGCGGGGUCGGAUCGCAUCCGUAGGUCUGGCGAGGGUACAUAGAUCACUCGAGGUUGGUAUAAGGAGCGAAUGCGACUCGAUUUGUAUACUGUACAUGCUAGCUUACACGAUCUUGACUGGUUGUAUGGAGUAACAUUGAAGAGAC
Messenger RNA from Fomitopsis serialis, 2670 nucleotides. RefSeq names its product P-loop containing nucleoside triphosphate hydrolase protein. The record is from RefSeq and is a predicted model, not a curated record. The transcript has 5 exons. Gene Ontology annotation, molecular function: ATP binding; four-way junction helicase activity; nucleic acid binding. NCBI's taxonomy places the organism in Eukaryota, Fungi, Basidiomycota, Agaricomycetes, Polyporales, Fomitopsidaceae. Gene Ontology annotation, biological process: double-strand break repair via homologous recombination. The coding region runs from base 64 to 2658 and encodes 864 amino acids. Gene Ontology annotation, cellular component: nucleus; cytoplasm; chromosome.